AUGGCAAGGAUCUCUUUGUUGUUAUCUUUAGCCUUCUCUCUCGCCUUUGGCUCAAUGUUCCUUUCUGUUGAUAGUUAUGAACCUCCGUCACCAUUAUUUCCAAAAACCGUAUCCGAACUCCAGACCUUACCCUUUGCCAAAAUCACUGAGAUCAUAAACCAUAAAGAAAAGUUUGCCCCAAAAACCGCCAAAAUUAAGGCAAUGUUCACAGUGUGCAAAGGCUAUGUCAAGUACCUUGAGAGCCUCUACAAAUUUGGGAAGCCCGUCGUAGAUGUUUCUGGAAUUGCCAAGACCAAAUAUGCCCUAACAACCAGAGCUAUUCUUUCAGUGGAAGCUAGUAUUAGCGGUAAAGUCGAUAAGAAAACUUCCUUGAAGCUAAAGGAAAGCUGUGUUGGUUUUAUAAAAGGGCUUCGUCAUAUUCAAAAU
Eruca vesicaria subsp. sativa (arugula) is the source of this 426-nucleotide messenger RNA. Lineage: Eukaryota; Viridiplantae; Streptophyta; Magnoliopsida; Brassicales; Brassicaceae. The record is from the annotation of a GenBank genome assembly.